AUGCUUGCCGUCAGGUCCGCCACUCCCCGUCUCCUGUCAUCUGCUCGCAGCGCCGUCACCUCGACCCCUCCCUCGAUCCCCGCUUCGAAGGCCGCCUUUCGUCCGCAGUCUGCCCAGCGAUCCCUGGCCAUCUCGACGUCGUCCUUCUCGACCUACCACGGCUCCAACGCCAGACACCAGGCUCCCUUUGCCCGCAAGCCGCUCACUCGCCUCAUCGCAUCCGCAUCGGCUGCUAGCGCUUUCAGCAUCUCGGACUCGACGACCGCCUCCCGCAACAGCUUCUCCACGCACUCCCCCUCGCACCAGCACCAACAAUCCAACAUGACUGCAAACGGAACCGCCGCCGGACAGAAGGUCCACAAGGUCGUCAUCAUCGGCAGUGGACCCGCCGGCCACACCGCCGCCAUCUACCUCGCCCGUGCCAACCUUGACCCCGUCCUUUUUGAGGGCAUGCUCGCCAACGGACUCGCUCCCGGAGGACAGCUAACGACCACGACCGAUGUCGAGAACUUUCCCGGCUUCCCCGAUGGCAUCCGAGGACCCGAAAUCAUGGACAAGUUCCGCGCCCAGUCGGUCCGCUUUGGCACCGAGAUCCACACCGAGACCAUCUCCAAAGUCGACCUCUCUUCGCGCCCCUUCAAGUUCUGGCGCGAGUUCAAUGAGGACCAGCCCCCGGAGCUGACCGAGACGCUCAUCAUUGCGACCGGUGCGUCUGCCAAGAGGAUGCACCUCCCCGGCGAGGAGACCUACUGGCAGUCGGGCAUCUCGGCGUGCGCCGUCUGUGACGGAGCGGUGCCCAUUUUCAGGAACAAGCCGCUGGCCGUCGUUGGAGGAGGCGACUCGGCCGCCGAAGAGGCCAUGUACCUGACCAAGUACGCCUCACACGUCAAUGUGCUGGUGCGCCGCGACGAGCUGCGCGCGAGCAAGAUUAUGGCCAAGAGGCUGCUGGCGCACCCCAAGGUGACGGUCAUGUUCAACACGGUGCCCACCGAGGCCAAGGGCAACGGCGAGCUGCUGACCUCGCUGCGCAUCAAGGACACCAAGACGGGCGAGGAGCGCGACCUCGAGGCCAACGGCCUCUUCUACGCCAUCGGCCACAUCCCCGCCACGUCGCUCGUCAAGGGCCAGGUCGACUGCGACUCGGACGGCUACAUUGUCACUGUGCCCGGCACGGCCCAGACGAGCGUCAAGGGCGUCUUUGCGGCGGGUGACGUGGCAGACAAGAAGUACCGCCAGGCGAUUACGUCGGCGGGCACCGGAUGCAUCGCCGCGCUCGAGGCCGAGCGCCUGCUUGCCGAGGAGGAGGUGCUCGACCCCGUCGACGCCACCGCGGCCAACCAUUACACGGGCACCGACAAGCAGUAG
Messenger RNA from Pseudozyma flocculosa PF-1, 1365 nucleotides. RefSeq lists its product as uncharacterized. The record is from RefSeq and is a predicted model, not a curated record. Gene Ontology annotation, molecular function: thioredoxin-disulfide reductase (NADPH) activity. Bases 1 to 1365 code for a protein of 454 amino acids. The transcript has 3 exons. Lineage: Eukaryota; Fungi; Basidiomycota; Ustilaginomycetes; Ustilaginales; Ustilaginaceae. Gene Ontology annotation, cellular component: cytoplasm. Gene Ontology annotation, biological process: removal of superoxide radicals.